CGCGGUUGUGUAUUGUGUUUUUGUGAGUGUGUCUCACAAUAUUGUUUGUUGCUAGGUGAAGUGAUCCAACAUUCGGUGUGAAUGCUUGCCAUGUAAACUUUGAAAGUGUACACGGCUUGCAACGUAGAUGUCAGAAUCCCAAACAGAAAACGUAACAAGUAUUAAAUUAGCUUUGGAUAAGACGUUCUCUGCGUUCGUGCCGUGUUGAAAGUUCGCAGCUAUCUUGCUCACUCUUGUGCACCGUUGAUUCGUGACGCGUAUUUCUACUACUGUAUUGCACAUCUGCGCCGGCGCUAGAGUUCCAUGCGAGUUAACACUUGUGGCUGAGAGGCGCGCGUCGCGAAUGCAUUUGAUGAAUUCAAAGACGGGCAAUAAACAAUCAGCAGUAUUUAUGAAUUACAAAACAUAGGUUAUACAACAACGAAAAGCAGCUAAAGUAUACAGAUAAUUAAGCAGAGUAACCCCAAAAAAAACAAACAAGAGCUGCAAAGGAAACCAUAACGAGCAGACAAGCCUGGAACCAAAACCAUAUCAAAGCAAAGCAAAGCAGAACUAACAAUUAACUUGGCUAAGCCUGCUAUCUACCUGCCAAUUGUUCGUUGUGAUAGUAACCAGAAAACUCGCACUGCGUAACCACAAGGACCAAAGAGGCAACAACAACAACAACAGCAACGAGAGCCACAAGAACAUACAAUAGAGACAAAGUGUAUCAAUUAUAAUACGGGUGCAAGCUGAGCAGUCCGAGCUGACCAAAGAGGCAGUCAUGUUGGCGACAACAACAUCAACAGCAGCAGCAACAACGGCAUCAACAACAACAACAACAACAACAAGGAGACAAUCUACAACCACAAUUACCUCAGAUCCGGGCAUUCUGUGUUUUCAUCACUGCAACGUAAAAGUUUUCUGCUUCGUUCUGCCCCUCAGCUGUCCCCAUUGCAAUGCGCAACUGGAUGCGGAUGCGGAUACGAAUGCGAAUGAGGAGGGCUCUGCAAAUGCUGUAGCAAACGCAUCUGGUGUUGGCUCCAUGACCAUUUCAAGACUACUGCCCUUUCGCUUGCCGUAUCCCUUUGUCCGGGCCACACAGCAUCCAUGUGCAAUCGUUCUGCGUCCCUCCACCGGCGACUUUCUCAACGAUUACAGCAACGCCACAGAUUUACAUAUCGCGGUGACCACAUCCGGCGGCGACAUUGUCGAAUUCGAUAGGGAUGGACUGCGGCGGCAUCGGCGCGAAGAUAAUCCCCGCGACUGGUGCCAAUCGUUGCUGGUGGGGGAUGUGCCAGAGCCCUGGCAUUACUACUGGGACGAGGUGCUCGAACAGAUUUGUGGCGAUUCAGCGCGCUGGUCCAUAGCCCGCUACGAGGAGAGCAGCCACAAUUGCUACACCUUUGUGCUGGCCUUCCUGCAGGCCCUGAGCUACGCCCAGCUCAGCGAUGCGGCCCGCACCAAGACCAGCUUCUGUGAGAAGUACAUUGUGCCCCGAACGACAACGGCUGGCAAAUACAUCUCGCUCUAUCGCCGACUCCGCCUAGCGGGCGUUCACGUGCAGCGCCAUCAGCCCAAGCAACGGCUCUCCAAAUCAGAUGUCGCUGCUGGCAAGGAUCUCAAAGUGGCCCACACAAAGGCCAAAACCAAUGGCUAUAUCUGCAGCAAUACGUACCCAGCUCGCUCGCAUCCACGCCAAACCCUCUGCACCAUUGAAGAGUAGCCGCAGAUCCGAACUAAUCGAAGUUGCACUUUGCUUACCAUUCCUUUAAUUAAUUUAGUAAAAUUAGCUAUACUUUAAGG
Molecule: messenger RNA, 1785 nt
Organism: Drosophila navojoa
Lineage: Eukaryota; Metazoa; Arthropoda; Insecta; Diptera; Drosophilidae
Product: MKRN2 opposite strand protein
Source: RefSeq, a predicted model, not a curated record